AUGUGCCACUCUGGGGGGGUGGGGGAAACUGGACAGUGCAGGGGUAGAAUGUACUUUUGGGAAAGCCACUGGCUGUGGAAGGCAAGCCUGCUGUCACAGACCGGGUGGGUGUGGGUUGGUGUGCGUUACUUGCUGGUUACACUUGUUCCUCUCAGGCUGCCUGUCAUGGGUGGGCCCUGGGCCAUGCUGGCCACGCUCUGGGCGUUAGGAGCUGCAGGGGCUGCUGCUUUGCGCAUUGGAGCCUUCAACAUCAGGAGCUUUGGUGACAGCAAAGUGUUGGACCCAGCCUGUGGCAGUGUCAUAGCACAGAUCCUGUCUGGCUAUGACAUCACGCUGGUGCAGGAGGUGCGGGACCCGGACCUGAGCGCCGUGACUGCGCUAAUGGAGCAGAUUAACAGCGUGUCCAAGCACGAGUACAGCUUCGUGAGCAGCGAGCCGCUGGGCCGCGACCACUACAAGGAAAUGUACCUGUUUGUCUACAGGAAAGCUGUAGUGUCUGUGGUGGACACAUACCAGUACCCGGACCCAGAGGACACUUUCAGCCGGGAGCCAUUCGUGGUCAAGUUCUCAGUCCCCAGCUCUGCCGCUGGCGAGCUGGUGCUGGUCCCGCUGCACGCCGCACCGCACCAGGCCGUGGAGGAGAUCGAUGCUCUGUACGACGUGUAUCUGGACGUGAUCGACAAGUGGGGCACUGACGACAUGCUGUUCCUGGGCGACUUCAACGCGGACUGCAACUAUGUGCGCGCCCAGGACUGGGCGGCCAUCCGCCUGCGCAGCAGCGAGGUUUUUAAGUGGCUCAUCCCCGACAGCGCCGACACCACGGUGGGCAACUCAGACUGCGCCUACGACCGCCUGGUGGUGUGCGGCGCCCGCCUGCGAAAGAGUCUAAAGCCCCACUCGGCCGCCGUGCACGACUUCCAGGAAGAAUUCAGUCUGGACCAGGCCCAGGCCCUUGCCAUCAGCGACCACUUUCCUGUGGAGGUGACCCUCAAGUCCCACUGACAGCUAAGGCCUGGCCAGAGAGUGCCACUUACACCAGGCCUUGAGGAAUGGACACCAUGCAAGGUGGCAGGCCACCACCCACCAGUGAGGACAUGGCUACCAGCACCUAUCUCAUAGAGCUGUUGAGCGAACAGUCAGUCCUGGCCUAUACCUGUAUGUUAAUAAACAAGCCACUCUUAGCCAGGACCACAUG
Perognathus longimembris pacificus (Pacific pocket mouse) is the source of this 1195-nucleotide messenger RNA. RefSeq names its product deoxyribonuclease 1 like 2 (gene Dnase1l2). Gene Ontology annotation, molecular function: DNA nuclease activity. The transcript is spliced from 8 exons. Gene Ontology annotation, cellular component: nucleus. The record is from RefSeq and is a predicted model, not a curated record. NCBI's taxonomy places the organism in Eukaryota, Metazoa, Chordata, Mammalia, Rodentia, Heteromyidae. Bases 1 to 1002 code for a protein of 333 amino acids. Gene Ontology annotation, biological process: DNA catabolic process.